Molecule: messenger RNA, 1298 nt
Organism: Daphnia pulex (common water flea)
Lineage: Eukaryota; Metazoa; Arthropoda; Branchiopoda; Diplostraca; Daphniidae
Product: heat shock factor protein-like
Exons: 5
Coding region: 257-1144 (295 amino acids)
Biological process (GO): regulation of DNA-templated transcription
Molecular function (GO): DNA-binding transcription factor activity; sequence-specific DNA binding
Source: RefSeq, a predicted model, not a curated record
GGCAAGCCACUGGGGUUCUGCAACCAUAUUUUGUUCAUCAAAUCCCGACUCCUAUGCAGUCGUUGAUUUAAAAGACGUUGCUUUAACCAAUUUUCUCCGCCUAGCGGACUAUUCCCACAACUCCAUUACCCGCCUUUUUUAACUUUUCCCCAUUUUUCUCUUGACUGCCAAGGUGUCUAGUCGCUGACAGUCUUGCUCUGGACGUAAUUCGUGUCUCCAAAGGUUUUUAAGUGCUUUUUUUCUCAUCAUUCUGAGGAUGUCAAACAAAUUUUCCACAUUUCCCUACAAACUUUGGCAACUGAUGAAUGAGUGCACUGAUGGCUCAAUCAGAUGGAAUGAUACCGGGGAAAGCAUCGUUAUAGACAAGACAAAAUUUUGCGACAGCACCUGUGUUGGAAGAAUUUUCAAACCUAUCCAGUGGAGCAGUUUCGUUCGCCAGCUCAAUAUGUACGGAUUUCGCAAAACUGCCAGCAUUCAUCAACACAGCCAAGAACCGUGUGUUUGCGAAUGUCAUAUUACUACUUCUAUUUCCUACACACACGAGCAUUUUCGUCCGUGGAACUAUGGUUCCUUAACUUUAGUCACACGUUCUCGCCAAAAAAGCAAAUCUGGCUAUUUAAAAACCGUCGCAGAGAACGCUAAUGAUAUCAAUGGCAAUGCACCACAAUCCCUACCGCUGUCGAUUCAACAUCUCGAGAACGAAUCAAAGGGACUAAGAAAUUGGAAUGAAGCGACAGUGCCUACUGACAUGCUGAAAAGGUCGGAAUUCAAUCGAGACAUGCCUGAGACUGAUGAGAAAAACAGUGCCUACUCGAUUGACCUAAGUGUUGACAUCGAUCAUAGUGAACUUCGCUUUUAUCGGGUUGAAUCGCCAAUGGAUGUGACAAGUUGCAAAGAAAUGCCAUCUUCAAGCGAGAUAUAUUGCCAAGUUCGGAAUAUUAGUGAGCUACUUCCUAAGAACGAGAUGGACAGUCCAUAUCUAUAUUUCUCUCAAUCCGAUGAUACCGGUAAUCUCACUGACGUGUUACAGCCGAUACCAAAAGUUGAAAUUCCCGCCGAUGAUGGUUUCGAGUCGAUGGAGGUUGAUGUGGAAAUUGAAUUCUUGGAUUGUUACGACAGUAUCAUCAAUGAUACUAAAAACUAGUGACAAUCUAUAUCCGUGUUGUAUUUUACCGUUUAUAGUAACAGUUUUACCUUUCGUUUUCCUUAAAAAAACACAGCUAUUUUAUUGUAGAAGGUAGUAUAUUCUAUUAUACUCUAAAGAACAUUUUUUUAUUUCAAUAAACUUAUAUACUUUA